Molecule: messenger RNA, 2666 nt
Organism: Lactuca virosa
Lineage: Eukaryota; Viridiplantae; Streptophyta; Magnoliopsida; Asterales; Asteraceae
Source: the annotation of a GenBank genome assembly
AUGGCCCCCUUGUGCGAUCAAGGGAAAUACAUAACGAAGGGAGAAAUCCUAAUGUUGCAAAGAAACAUGGAAAAUGUAAUAACGUACAAAAGAAAGCCAGCCCAUUCUCUGAUUCCGAAUUCUCGAAUCUCUAUCCCUCACCAAAAGGGUCGUCCGUCAGGCCAUUGUUUUGGAAUUGUAACUGAAAUCGCGACAGGAAGAGAAGAGAAGAAAGUAGAAAUCGAGAGAGGAGAAGAAAUUGAAAUCAGAAAUCGCCGGCACGGUGGCACUGGAAGCGAGCAAGAAUUAAACAAAAUUUUAUUGUCGAAAAUUGAGGUUCCUUUCUUGUGUGGAAGAGCUACAACAGAUUGCUCUAAAAGGAGGCGGCUUUUCACUUGUAGUGCUCUCCAAGGUUUUAAUAGUCAAACAAAUGGGCCAAGAUUGGGCAUCACAGAGCCAAUAUCUUUGGGGGGGCCAAGCGAGUAUGAUGUAACAAAGACCAAUGAGCUUGAAAAGUUCUUGGCUGAUGCUGGACUGUAUGAGAGUCAGGAAGAGGCCAUAAGCAGGGAAGAGGUUUUGGGACGGCUGGAUCAGAUUGUGAAAAUCUGGGUGAAAAAAGUUAGCCGGGCCAGGGGGUUAAAUGAACAGCUGGUACAGGAAGCUAAUGCCAAAAUUUUCACCUUUGGGUCCUACCGUCUUGGGGUGCAUGGUCCUGGUGCUGAUAUCGAUACACUCUGUGUUGGACCCAGACAUGCAUCACGGGAUGAAGAUUUCUUUGGUGAGCUUAAAAGAAUGCUCUCAGAUAUGCCUGAUGUCACAGAAUUGCAUCCUGUACCUGAGGCUCAUGUUCCUGUGAUGAAAUUCAAGUUGAAUGGUGUUUCCAUUGAUCUUCUCUAUGCAAAACUUUCACUUUGGGUCAUACCUGAAGAUUUGGAUAUCUCUCAAGACUCAAUACUGCAAAAUGCAGAUGAACAGACGGUUCGGAGUCUUAAUGGAUGCAGAGUUACUGACCAGAUCCUGCGCUUAGUGCCUAAUAUUCAGAGUUUUCGCACAACAUUAAGAUGCAUGAGGUUUUGGGCCAAGCGAAGGGGCGUUUAUUCAAAUGUUGCAGGAUUCCUAGGUGGCAUAAACUGGGCUUUGCUGGUUGCACGGAUCUGCCAGCUGUACCCUAACGCCCUACCGAAUAUGCUGGUUUCUCGGUUCUUCAGGGUGUACACUCAAUGGCGAUGGCCAAAUCCAGUAAUGCUUUGUGCUAUUGAAGAAGGAUCACUUGGAUUGCAGAUUUGGGAUCCUAGAAGAAACCACAAAGACAAAUACCACUUGAUGCCAAUCAUCACUCCAGCUUAUCCUAGCAUGAACUCUAGCUACAAUGUGUCUUCAAGCACUUUACGUAUAAUGACGGAAGAAUUUAAAAGAGGCCACGAUAUUUGUGAGGCAAUGGAGUUGAACAAUGGUGGUUGGGUUGAGCUUUUUGAACCGUAUCGUUUCUUUGAAGCAUACAGGAAUUAUCUCCAGAUAGAUAUAGGUGCGGAUAAUGAUGAGGAUAUGAGGAACUGGAAAGGCUGGGUGGAAUCUCGCGUGCGCUACCUCAUACUAAAGAUUGAGAGGGACACGUUCAAAAUGCUGCAGUGCCACCCACAUCCAGGGGACUUCUCAGACGGGUCAAAUCCUUACCACUGCAGUUACUUUUUAGGUCUUCAAAGGAAAGAAGGCGUUCCUGUGAAUGAAGCCAAGAAGUUUGAUAUUCGGUUGACAGUCGAUGAAUUUAAAGCAAAUGUUGGUUCAUAUUCAUCUUGGAAGCCCGGAAUGGAGAUAAAUGUAACACAUAUAAAGCGUCGCGACAUUCCCGCUUUUGUUUUUCCUGGUGGUGUUCGUCCUGCCAGACCCCCUGCUGCAACUGCAAGACGCCCUCCUACUACUUCAGAAACACCUACUACCAACACCAACACCACCACCAGUAGUGGUAUUGGUGUUGGUGUUGGUAUGAUUGAUAGGGAAGAUGAUGCAAGGAAACGGAAGCGAGAGGAUGAUGACAUGGAAGCUUCUACCAAGUUGCUCAUAGAUGAAGGCAACGGAUUUACUACUGCUAUUAUUGGUAUUGGUGGUCCAUCAAAUGCUACUGAUACUAAUCAAGUAGUCGGGACAUCUGUGUUGACCUCUAAAGAAGCAGAGGCCGAGAAGAUUGCGAUUGAGAAGUUGAUGUCUGAUCCGUAUCAGACUUCCCCACAACUUGAGGAGUUAGAGGAGCUUGAUGAUAAUUGUCACAUGGAGAUGGAGUCUUCAACUUCAACCAAUAAGGAAUUCGCUAUCAGCAAUGCAACAGGCGCCUCUUCCAGUUUGCAGUUGAAUGGGAGUUUAGAAGAGCUUGAGGCCCCUGAACUUGUUGUGCCCUUGCCGACUGCAUCUCAUGCUACACCUGCUUCACAGAAAAAGCCAAUUAUCAGGUUCAGUUUUACCUCGUUGGCCAAGGCUACUGGCAACAGCACUUGAAACUUUUACUGUCUUCCUUUCCUUUGAUGAUGAUAUCAUGUAAUCUCCCACCCAUAAACUAUAUCUACUUUUUAUCUUCUGUUUGUUGUAUAGUGGUGACUGGUAAAAUGUUGAGAUCAAGUAACGAAUGUUUCUGUCAUUUGGAUUCCCGUGUUCAUGUUUAAUAACAACCUCAAGUAUGAGAUUAUAUAUAUAUU